Molecule: messenger RNA, 2223 nt
Organism: Synchytrium microbalum
Lineage: Eukaryota; Fungi; Chytridiomycota; Chytridiomycetes; Synchytriales; Synchytriaceae
Exons: 12
Coding region: 1-2223 (740 amino acids)
Source: RefSeq, a predicted model, not a curated record
AUGUCGGUGGAUGACAAUGAGCUGCUGGUAGAUGACAAGACUGCAACCACUACAUCGCCAGAUUCCCGCGAUUCUGCAUCCCUGUCCUUGGAGGAAAUACGACGUUUGACUGACAUUGACCAAAUUCGCUCCCAGCUGCGAAUUCUAAACCAAGAAGAGAGCACCGUAGACAGCCAACUAGAUGAUUUCUUACGCAACCAGUCCGAUGUACAAAAUACUCUGGAAACUUUGGAAUCUCUAAGGCCUCAAGUCGGUCUGGUACGUGGAGAUGUCGGUCAACUAUUGGACAUUGUCGCUGCUGCCUCGGUACUGGCUGAACGAAUCAGUGGAAGUUCAAGAGUCAAAGAAACUGUUCAGCUGAGAUGUGCAGUGGGAGUGCAACAAGCUCUCAAAGUCAAAGACUAUGACGCCGCAGCCAGACACAUACAUAAAUACCUACAAUUCGACUCUCAGGUCAUUAAAACUGUAUCUGAAGGAGUUGGCAGUCAUGACGAAGCUGUACCUGAAGACUCGCCCAUUCAUACCCUUAAAGUCGCCCAAACCACAUUGCUGAAAACAAUCAGUGACGAAUUCGACUCGUCCGUUCAAUCCAACAACGACGAAGGCAUAUCCCGCUUCUUCAAACUGUUUCCACUAGUAGGAGGGGGUGACUUGGGCCUGGAUAAAUAUUCAGCCUAUUUGUGUGGAAUUAUAUCUCGCAGGUGCCAAGAUGCCAUGGCAGGUGCCGCGUCUCAAUCCCCAAACGUCUAUUCUGAAAUGCUCAAAGUGCUGUUUGAAACAAUUGCAAUGUUGGUCGACAAGCAGGAAUCUCAUGUUGAAACUCUGUACGGACCUGGUAGAAUGCUCCGAGUAUUACAACGCUUGCAAAGAGAAGCAGAUGUCCAAAGUGUCAUUAUAUUGGACUCAUUUGCCGAAAAUCGCCAAGUGUCACGCAAGUUGGGUGAAGUGAAACAAGCGUAUGAUGCCGUCGCAAAUUGGAAGUCUUCCACAGCUCCAAGAAAGGAAAUCGCUUUGGAAACAAGAGAACUGGACAUUAUUCUGUCAGAGUUGGCAUCCAUAAGUCAGCGUGCUCAACUGUUUAAUCAAUUUCUGCAUGCUCGUGCCAAAGAAUACUCUGAGAGUGGACAGGACUCGACUAAACAGACUACACCAGCCAACGACGGAUUAGCCCAUGUUAGCAAACUUGAUCAACGAGUCCAGGAAUUGAUGGGAGGAUAUGUAUUGUUUGAAGAAUUCUUUAUCGUCAAGAGCAUCGAAAAGGCCCUCAAGAUUGACCAAUACGACUCGAAUAAUCUCAUUACGAGUUGCGUCGAUGAUGUCUUUUACGUCCUCAAAAACUGCACAAUUAGAUGUCUAUCGUCUCUAGAUGUAGACAUUCUCUGUGCACUGAUAAAUUCAUUGGGACGGAUUGUCGAAGUCCACUAUAUGUCAGUGUUUCAGAAAAAGCUAUCCUCCGCUUUUUCAAAUACCGAAACCAAGGACUCAAAAAUCAGCUUUAUGGUCCUGUUGAACAAUAUUGAUGUCAGCCAGGAGUAUCUCUUGAAGUUGUCGCGAGAUAUAGAAGAGGCGUCUAUGAGAACAUUCUCAUCAAAACCAGAUUCGACCCGUGCAAAAAUCAUGUCAUGUUUGACCUCGUUAAAUGAGUACUCUGGGCGCUUUGGCCAGGUGUUGAAGACUUGGCUUGAUAAUCUGUUUGGACAGACUGUCAAGCCUCGCAUACGGCCUCUCCUGCAGGACGCCUAUAAGGAUGUGCGAUAUGUCCUGUCUGAAGAGGAAUUCUUUGAACAAGAAUCCGGUGAUUACUUUGUACAGCGGUUUGUGAGAUCAUUUGAUGCUCUGAUUGACCUCUACCAAAAAUCAUAUACCGAAAACAAUUACAAUCAGACCAUGGCUUAUAUAGUAGACUUUCUGGCGAAAGAUUGGGAGCGACUCCUCUGGAGCAAUCAUCGCUUCAACCAGUAUGGUGCAUUGCGACUGGACAAGGACUUGAGAGCCAUUACAGCUUAUCUAUCAUCGAAAACUCAAUGGACUUCCCGAGACAAGUUUGCAAGAUUGAAUCAAAUGUGUAUGCUCCUCAAUUUGGACAAUGUGAAUGAGGUGGGAAGCAUAUGGGGCAACAAGGCCGGUCCUAUUACAUGGAGAUUAACAGGGCCAGAGGUGAGAAAAGCCCUUGCGUUGAGAGUAGACUUUGCAAGUGAUGAUAUAGGCAAUCUGAAACUCUAA